Molecule: messenger RNA, 1600 nt
Organism: Branchiostoma belcheri (Belcher's lancelet)
Lineage: Eukaryota; Metazoa; Chordata; Leptocardii; Amphioxiformes; Branchiostomatidae
Product: radial spoke head 1 homolog
Exons: 4
Coding region: 152-1051 (299 amino acids)
Biological process (GO): spermatid development; axoneme assembly
Cellular component (GO): motile cilium; nucleus
Source: RefSeq, a predicted model, not a curated record
UUUGUUGUGGUUCCGAGAUGUCAACGGGACUGUUGUUUCCAGUAGCAACAAAACAUUCGCCCCAUUUUCACCGAGGAACAGUCGGCUUGACACGUCCUGCUCGUCUUAUCCAGUACAUUCUAGUCUUUUUUACCAUCACAGGUAGUGCAUCAUGUCUGAUAUAGGCUCAGAGGAGUUCGAAGAAGAGGCCGGGCCGUAUUUGGGCGAGUACGAGGGGGACAGGAACGAGGAAGGCGAGAGGCACGGCUACGGCAAGGCGACCCUCCCCAACGGAGACACAUAUGAGGGACAGUACGAGCAUGGCAAGAGGCAUGGGUCCGGCACCUACAGAUUCAAGAAUGGCGCCCGGUACAUAGGAGAAUACAUCAAGGGCAAGAAACAUGGCCAGGGCACCUUCAUCUAUCCUGAUGGCUCCAAGUAUGAGGGCAGCUGGGUGGACGACCAACGGCAUGGCUAUGGCGUUUACUUCUACGUAAAUGGGGACACUUUCGAAGGCGAGUGGCAGAACCACCAAAGACACGGGCAAGGCACUUACACAUACAAGGAAACAGGAAGCAAGUACGUAGGCACGUGGGUGAACGGGAAGCCUGAUGGAGCUGGUGAGAUGGUCCAUCUGAACCAUCGCUACCAGGGCAGCUUCAUGGCUGGUCACCCACAAGGACCCGGCAAGUACAUCUUCGACAUCGGCUGUGAACAGCACGGAGAGUACAUUGCUGUGGAACAGGCUGCUGGAGGUGAGGAGGAAGAAGAGCCCAUGAUGGUGACCAUCCCUAAGUGGAAGGCCGGGAAGAUCACCCCCAUCACACUGAGGGCUGUACAGGAGCCUGAGGAGCCUGCUGAGCCAGCAGAGGGGGAAACUGCACCAGAGGAGGCUGAAGGAGAGAAGCCAGCUGAACAGGCGGAGGGUGCCACAGAGGAAGAGCCUGCAGCGGAGGAGGCAGCUGCAGAGGAGGGUGAUGCUGAGGCGGAAGAGCCCACUGAGGGGGAGGGGGGUGAGGAGGCUCCUGCAGAGGAGCCAGCCGCAGAGGCAGAGGAGGGUGGGGAGAACUAGGGAACAAUCAAGGCUGAAUUCUGCUACUUCUAGUCUAGGGGUUCUGUAUUGUAUUUUUUAAAAUUCCUGAAUAACAAUGGCUUCUUUUUGGAUUUAACAGAAGCAAGAGUUUUGCCCACAAAUGUUGCUUGUUUGGAAAAAUAUGUAUCCCUUCCCAAUUGAUGUAAAUUCUCUCCCCAAAUUGAGAUGAUAUCUUCAUUUCCCUAACUAAAACUUGGCAACAACUAUGUUGUGGAAGGUUCCUCAGAGCCAUCAUUUUUUAGUAGAGGUAAGACUAAGACAACUGUAAAAUAUGGUGAUGUGUUCUACAGCACAACUGGCAAUGGCAGUAGAUGUAUAUAUAAGAGUUUUAACCAUACCGUGAAUGCACUCUCUAUUGUUUGAAUGUUGAAUUCUAUAUGUUAGAAACCAGAAAGUACAUUUGGGUAGUUGAGGCUAAGAUUUUCUACAUCACAAACAGAGACCAAUAGAAAUAUUUCCUGGGGUUCCACUCUUGUAUUUGUACAUGUACAUAUUCUUCUACAAGGAAAUUAAAGUUCUGACUUUUAC